This is a messenger RNA of Pyricularia oryzae 70-15, 2503 nucleotides long. Its product is annotated as thiamine transporter. Bases 335 to 2146 code for a protein of 603 amino acids. NCBI's taxonomy places the organism in Eukaryota, Fungi, Ascomycota, Sordariomycetes, Magnaporthales, Pyriculariaceae. Gene Ontology annotation, biological process: transmembrane transport; nucleobase transport. Gene Ontology annotation, cellular component: plasma membrane. The transcript is spliced from 3 exons. Gene Ontology annotation, molecular function: nucleobase transmembrane transporter activity. The record is from RefSeq and is a predicted model, not a curated record.
CUUAUCUUAUCCAUCUCAUCACGUGCCUUGGUGUGUGCCUCCCCACAGGCUGCCACACGGCGUUUUCGUCGGUGGAUCUCAGACCGACGAGAUUUUAAUGUACCGAAUGGAAAGAUAGGAUUUGGGCAUAGUCGAGAGCUUGUUUGCAGACUGUUGUCCCUAUAAGGCUGCUUCUUGUAUAUCGAACUCAUCAGUCUUGGCCGCCAAGUCCCAGCCCUAUCCCUAAAGCCAGCCAAGCUUUAGAACGGCUCCUAUCUCGCGGCAUGCUAUCUGCUUCUGUUUCCCCGCACUCGGCACAUCCAAUCUCUGGGCAUUCAGAACCGCUCAUCCAACCAUGGAGGACUCUUCGUCGUCGGCCGCUGAGCGGCAGCCCCUCCUCGGCCCUCUUCAGCCCUCAUUCUCGGCCUCGUCGUCCGGCAGCACAAUAGCCAGCUUUCAUCCAGGGCCGCCCAGCAUGUUCACCAGCCUCAAGCGCCGCCUUGCCGUCUCGGACGACUCCGAGGUCAACCAUGGCUUCCGCACCACCCACCUCAUCAACCCGGACAUAGCUCCGAUGCCCCCCUCCCGCCGGAUCUGGGGUCGGCCCCAGUACCUUGCCUUUUUUGCCAUUGCCCAGUUUACCAUCACAGCCUGGGCGGCCAGCGCCGCUAUCCUUGGGCUGGGUCUCGCAGUGUGGGAGGCCGUCGUGGCGCUUUUCGUCUCGCAGGUAUUUGUCGUCACCGUCGCCUCCGCCACCGGCUGGGUCGGUGGUGAGUGGCAUGUGGGAUUCACUGUCGUCCAGAGGAUCAUUUUUGGCCAGCUCGGUAGCUACAUUGGCAUCGCCAUCCGGGUCACCCUUUCCGUCGUCUGGUACGCCAGCCAGGCCUGGCUCGGCGGCUUGUGUGUGACCGCCAUGAUAAGCUCAUGGAGCAGGGCCUUUCUCGAGAUGCCAAACACCUUUCCCGAGGAUGCUCACGUCGCCACUCGCGACUUUGUCGGCUUCGCAGUCUUUCAGCUCAUCAGCGUCCCGCUCAUGUGGUUCCGCCCAGAAGUCGCGAUCCGGCCCGUUGCCAUUGCAAACUGCGUCACCUUUUGCGUCAUGCUGUCCAUCACCGCGUGGACCUGCCACACCGCCGGCGGCGUGGGCCCGUUGAUCCGCGCUCCCGGUCCGCCCUCCCCUGACCGAGCCUGGACCUGGUUCUACGCCAUAACCAGCGGCAUCGGAGCCAUCAGCGCCGGCAUCCUGAACCAGGCAGACUUUACCCGCUUCGCCAAGCGACAGGGCGAUCAGGUUCCGGGGCUGGCCUUUGCGACUUUUGUUCCGGGCACCAUGGUCCCGUUGAUGGGGAUUCUGACGGCUAGCGCCAGCCUGGUGGUCUGGGACGGCCAGCCGCCGUUUUGGAACCCCCUGUACAUUGUUAUACAGUGGAUGGUGGACGACUAUACUGCGGGCAGGCGUGCGGCUGCCUUUUUCUGCUCGCUCGGACUGGUGUGUAGCCAAUUGGCCGAGAACAUCAUGGGCAAUGGAUAUGCCGCCGGGAUGGACCUCGCCGGCCUCUUCCCUCGCUACAUCAACAUCCGCAGGGGUUGCAUGAUUUGCGCCGCGCUUUCGUGGGUCGUACAACCGUGGUUGUUUUACAACACUUCUUCCGUGUUUGUCGCGACCAUGGCGUCUUUCUCGGUCUUUCUGGCCCCUUUGACCGGGAUCAUGGUGACCGAUUACUUUCUCUUGCGCAAACAAAAGAUCGAACUCUCUCAGCUGUACACCCUCGACAAAGACGGUAGCUAUUUCUUCACCCACGGCUUCAACCUGCGAGCCAUACUGGUCUGGAUUCUCUGCUUUGUUCCAGCUGUGCCUGGCAUGGUAGGUCGAUUGAACCCAAACAUCAGCGUCCCUGAUGGCUUGGUCAAGUAUAACACGGGGAACUACUUUUUUGGUUUCUUCUCCGCUUCCCUGAUAUACUACGUCGUCGUGCGAAUAUUCCCACCCAAGAAUCUGGGUUGUGCCGACCCUGUCGACAUGUAUGGCACCUUUACCGAGGAGGAGGCCCGGAGGAAGACCAUUGCACCGUUUGAGCCGGCAGACCCCAACGCCGAGCCGGCGAAGCUCGACGAGGCUGCGGACGUGCCGGAAAGUAGCAAUCGGGCGGCUGCUCGGGAUGUAUAGCGCGAAUGGUAGGCAAUUCAGCUGGAUUUGUGAGACUAGUGUAGAAACAGUCUCCUGCGCAAUUUAUCGUCAUCUGUGCUUUUGCCAAGAACCCCAUACGCUCGCUGCCCAACAAAUUUCAGAUGCCAAACAAAAACAGUGCCCACUACAUGCCAGUAGCCUUAAAAAGUAAGCCAAAGCGAAUGCAAAAGCAAGCACAACCCAUUCAGGCAACUCUUGAAACGACAAAACAAAAAGCUCGCUAGCCACCAAAACUCACACUCAAUCCUUGGUGACGUACAGAUAAACAACCGGACUCUCCCCCGGCAGCCCGCUCCUCGUCUUGUCCCACCCGACCUCCUUGAGCGUCUUCUUGCA